Molecule: messenger RNA, 2088 nt
Organism: Calidris pugnax (ruff)
Lineage: Eukaryota; Metazoa; Chordata; Aves; Charadriiformes; Scolopacidae
Gene: NPL
Product: N-acetylneuraminate pyruvate lyase (dihydrodipicolinate synthase)
Exons: 12
Coding region: 188-1114 (308 amino acids)
Biological process (GO): N-acetylneuraminate catabolic process
Molecular function (GO): N-acetylneuraminate lyase activity; 4-hydroxy-tetrahydrodipicolinate synthase activity
Source: RefSeq, a predicted model, not a curated record
AGCGGAGCCGCCCGCCCGGCCGGACGGGCCGGCCUUCCCCUCGGCUGGGCCGGGGCCGGGCAGGGGGGCUGCGGUCUUCCGGGGAUGGGGUCAGCGUGAGGUCGGCUUUCUCGAGGAAAAAGGGUUUUGAGGAAGGUUCUCUGCAAAACUCUGUGCCUUUCCAGGCUGCCCCGGCGUCAGCAGCUCAAUGACGCCCGGAAAGAAGUUACAGGGCCUUGUAGCAGCUACACUCACUCCAAUGACUCCUGAUGGACAAAUUAACCUUUCAGUGAUUCGUCAAUAUGUGGAUUAUCUGGUAAGCGCGCAGAACGUGAAGAGUGUUUUUGUGAAUGGCACAACAGGAGAAGGACUGUCCCUUAACACCCAGGAGAGGAAGCAGUUGGCGGAAGAAUGGGUGUGCCAAGGAAAAGACAAAUUGGAUCAUGUGAUCAUUCAUGUGGGAGCGCUAAGUCUGCCAGAGUCCCAGGAGCUGGCAAGACACGCAGCAGCCAUAGGUGCUAGUGGUAUUGCUGUAAUAGCCCCCUUCUUCUUCAAACCCACAAACAAAGAUGAGCUGAUUGCUUUCUUACAGAAGGUUGCGUCUGAAGCCCCUGCGGUGCCAUUUUAUUACUAUCACAUUCCUCCUCUGACGGGCGUGAAGAUUCGUGUUGAAGAGUUGCUGGAUGGAAUAAAAGAGUGGAUCCCCACCUUCCAGGGUGUGAAGUUCAGCGACACGGACCUCUUGGACCUUGCACAGUGUAUAAACAAGAACGAGAGAGAACAGUUUGCGUUUCUUUAUGGGGUGGAUGAGCAACUGUUGAGCGCACUGGCAAUAGGGGCAAAUGGAGCAGUUGGAAGUACUUACAACUAUUUGGGCCGAAAAACCAAUCUGAUGUUGCAAGCCUUUGCAAAGUCAGACCUUGCACUAGCACGGAAGUAUCAGUUUCUCACUGGGGAAUUUCUCAGCUUUGUCAUCAAACUGGGUUUUGGUGUUGCACAGACUAAAGCUAUAAUGACUUUUGUUUCUGGCAUUCCCAUGGGACCUCCACGGCUUCCACUUGUUGGCGCCUCUGAGGAAUUCAUCGCCAAGGCCAAAGCCAAGCUGAAUAGCAUUGUGUGGCCUGAUGGCGACUGAUGUUCACUUCCACGUUACUCUGGAAGUGGAGACACUUUUCUGGGAUUCAUUGUCACUUGGCACACUCCCCACAUGAUGGGCUGUGAUUUCUUUCAGGGAAUUGGCGAUGCAUCUGAGCCCCUUCCUGUUAGGGCUGGAUUUCUUGGUGGCACAUGUAGCCACCUUUUCUUGUAACUUUACUCUGCUCCCCCGGAGCUCUGCACAUCCCAGGACUAGCUGGUAUCUCUUAAUAAAAAAUUAAAAAAGAAAAUUUUCCCUAGUUGAAGGAUCCUGACUCCUUUUGUCCAGAAAGGAGGAAGAUCUGUCUCUGCUCUCCCUCCAGCUAGAUCAUGUUUUGUCCUGUCCCUUUUUAACUAUCUGCAGCACUACAGUGUGUUUUUAAACACGGACAUGACACUGCCUGGUUGCUCAGACUGGUAUUUUACUGUUUGUCACAAAGCCAUUGGGACACUGACUAUAUAUGUAAAAUCUAGUUCUGUAUUUGUACACCUUUGUUUAAUGCAAAAUUUAAAAAAAAAAACCCGAACUUUUGCAACAGAAAGCUUUUGGCUCUCUAAUGAGCAGGUAUUUCUUCAUCUUUUUCCAUAUGACAAAAGUAAGCCAGAGUUGAGCUGUACAUCUCUGUGUUGCAAUGCAGAAUACUGCCUGAUGUGUUAGAAGGUCACCCACUGUCAGACUGGAAGGUGCUCUUUUGUACCCUGGACUUACACCUCUCCAUCAGCUUGAGCUCUUGUGUGACUGUUACACGUGUCUGAGAAAUGUGAGGUCUCGUGCCCUGUACUGCUCAGCCCACACCUCCUGACAGUGUUUCCACAUGCAAAAAUGAUCCCAUGGGAUGUUUGGAAGCAGAAAAGAGAGAGAGGGAUACAUACUGAGGCGUGUCACUAACUUUUCAUCACACCUGAGCAUGAAAAAAAAUCUACUAACUUCCUCUUGCUAUGUAACCACUGAGCAAUAAAUAGGUGAUAAUAAAG